Molecule: messenger RNA, 1320 nt
Organism: Geodia barretti
Lineage: Eukaryota; Metazoa; Porifera; Demospongiae; Tetractinellida; Geodiidae
Source: the annotation of a GenBank genome assembly
AACAUUCUCAUGCACUUUUUCCUCUAGCCAUUGCUGAUAUAUGCAGUGAUCUUUUUGUUUUCUUGCCCAUGCGCACCUGUUGUCAAAAAAGGGGGGCGUGGCACCAUAACAACCCCGACUGCAUAGGAGGAGAAGCCUAGAGUCAUGUCGCUAACAGCGGUGACUUCUUUCGUAUCUGUCAUUAGAGAGAAGACUGUGUUUGUCCUGCGGCUGAACGUGCGGGGCAGUCAGCGAGUGGCCGUUCCUAUCGUCAUCAUAGUUUGCUGCGUGCUGGCCGUUGGGUUUUUCGUUGCUGCAGGAGCCACGGAAGAAUUGGUCAAGAUAAAGCUAACACUGAAUGCCACGGGCGAUGACAAAGGGGAUCUGCACUUCAGUCUGUUCCGAGGAGGGCACAGCAUCAGUCCGCGGAUAUCCAGCUCAGCCGUCGAACCAGACACCAACAGCUACCUCAUUUAUGAUGUGUACGAAAGGGGAGACAUAAUUGGUGUGUAUGCAACGACUGUGGCACUGGGGCUGACCAUCAUGCUGUGUGGCAUCACUGCUGCCUUUGCCUUCUUCAACACAUUUGGCACCUAUAGAAGCUGGCUCUAUGGUCCCCCUAUGGUCUACAUCCUCUCUCUGGUUACUGCUUUCAUGGCGGCACUUUCAAUUGCAAUGAUGAGUGAUUACUACCUCUGGGAGUUGGACUCCAACUCUGGCAGCCUCCUGAGGGCCAGUCUUCCCUUCACUCUGGACUACCUGGCUGAUAUCUACUCCUCAGAGCCCUCAUUUGGAUACUCCUUCUGGCUCCUCUGUGGAGGGAGUGUGUUUCCACUGCUCUCCUUCCUGUUGUCGUGGCGUCUGCUGGCUCUGCUGGACAUCCGCCGAGACGAAGACGUCCACCCAACAUCGGCCAGCUCCUCGGCUCUGGAGAUGACCGAGAGAAACAACAUGCCCCCAGCCCAAAUAUACUACUAACAGUUUUAGACUCGUUUUUUAAACCAGCAGACACCAUUAGUCUAAUAUGGUCAUAACAUUAUUAUUAUAAUAGCACAAGAAGUCAGUAGUGAUUGCAAAACAAAAAUAAAAAGUCAUUUGACAAAGAAGCAAAAUGGUGAUACAUUGACAAAAUAUGUCAAAUCAAUGGAACAACAAAGAUUUCCAACUGGUGUCCAAAUCGUACCUAUUAUUAUAUCAUACAACAUACAAACAAAACAUUUCUCUCAUCCAAACAAUGGUGAAAAAACAACAAUGAUAAACAAACAAACAAACAAGAUGCGCAUUGUAUUAUGUCGGAGUUAGGAUUUGAUUGGAGGGGGUGGAGCUGGGUGGGUGUGGCCA